Messenger RNA from Epithele typhae, 1305 nucleotides. RefSeq lists its product as uncharacterized. The coding region runs from base 1 to 1305 and encodes 434 amino acids. Lineage: Eukaryota; Fungi; Basidiomycota; Agaricomycetes; Polyporales; Epitheliaceae. The transcript has 2 exons. The record is from RefSeq and is a predicted model, not a curated record.
AUGGAAACCUACCCACCCCCCUCUCCUCCAUCCACACAACCUAAUAUCCCCACCUUAGAUGCAGAGGAACUCUUGUGCCACUACGACGUGAAGACGGAAGGAGGCGGGGUCAUAGACAAUGCGAACGCUUGGCAGGUCCUUGCACCGAUCUCCGCGGAUGGCAGCGCCAGAGGAGGUGACUCUGUCGCAUGCUCGCCUGACGUGGACCCUAAAAUCGCGAACAUCUCCGCGUCGGGCCGCUUUACAAACCCAGAGUACCGAGGACCUAGCACCACUACCUUCAGCCCAUCCCACAUCCCCAUCUCCUGCCUCUGGUCCAACCGCGCGGAUGACACACGAUGGACUCGUCCCACAGGUACCGGCACAUCUCCCCUCGUCGUCAUCCUCCACGGAGCCUGUCACACAAACCGGGGUUUCCUCCAUGCUUUAAAAGAUGCUCAGCUAAUCAAAUUCUCCAUCGUCAACCUCUUCAAGUUCGACGACGACCCUCCCACUCUUCUCCCACGAGGGGCAGAAAUCCUCCCCCUCGACGACGUGCUAGAGCGUAACCCGAACUGCGGUCCGAUCCCUCCUCCCCUCCGGUGCGCCUUUGCACUGUACCUCCGCAAUGACAUCGGAGACAAACUCGCGCACACCCUCCUCGCACGCACACAUAUCCCCGUCGACGAUCUCCUAUCCUUCUCUGUCUACCCCCCCCCAAACCCCGAGCCUUACGCAGACUCCUGGAAGAUCUUCACGAUCCUGGGUAUCGACAGCCUGAAGAACGGGCCCUCCUACAAUGAGGUCAUGCGAGUUCGCCACGCCAUCCGCUUGGAGCUCAUUCAACGCCUCCAGAACGACCACUUGUUCGUCGAGGUCGCAACAGCCUCCUUGACUAUGCACAGCGCCCCAAACACGCUCCACGACUUCAUGGACGCCAUCCACCUCCAACCCGUGGCGACGGACAGAACAGGUGACCGUACUUCGUACGCCCUGCUCCUUAUGGCCCCCCCGAUCGCCCCCUCCGUGCACGACAGACUCUCUCUAGUUCUCGCCAUGAGAAAGGCGAUAUGUAGCGAGAAGGACCGACACACCACACUGGCAGGUUUCGAUCUCACCUUCUACGAAGAUCUCGGCCCACACCCUGCUAUCCACUGCUGCAUCUGCGCAUCCGACAUCCACAUCACAAGUCUCUGCCCGAUCGCAAACCAGGAAGGUUGGACCGGUUACCCCUUGACGCACUCCCAAGCGACGCUACACGGAACGGUGGAGGAGGAAGCGGAGAAGCAGGCGCGUUCAGCGCCGCCUGGAUGGUACGAUUAUUGA